CUCACUCUCGACCUCUCGGUCUCUCGAUUCAGAGACCAUGUCGACCGACGACCGAGCAACACGAUGGCGCUCAAAUUCCGGUUCAAGGAGACUCGCCGGACGUUCUUGUGCUUCGAGGACGGAUACAUGAUCCCUACGGCCGUCACCGACGUUCCCACCGUCGAGAAGCUGGUGGUUUUCAAUCUUGACGGCUUCCUAUCGCUUGAGCUGUCGUCUAAAGCCGUCAGCAGCGUUCUCCACGGAUCGUUUUCCGACGACCGGAAAGAACGCUACUUCGAGGGGGUCAUUUCGUCUCUUGCUCAUGAACAUGCCAAGGAUGCGGUGGCCUCUGAAGUCGACACGGUGGCUUUCAAGGCAGAGUUUGAGGUCAUGACUGAUAUCUUCGAGCCUAGCGAGACUCUCGACGUUGAUGAGACUGAAGAGGAGAGCUCUGGUGAGAUGUGCGGGGUGUCUUGUGGUUUUUGCAACAUCGACGAUGGUGAGAUGCUGUGGUCAGCGAGGAAAGGAAGAAUUCUUGAGGGCCCUGUGGUUGAUCCUCUGAUCAUUGCUGCUCAAUCAAUCAAACUGGCGAGGGAGGGUAUUAAUCUCAGCACUCCCUGGCACUGGGGCUCCUGCGGCUCUCACAGCUCCACUCCGACGAAAACUUUGAUGGUUCAUUGGGUUCCCCCUCCCCAAGAUGUGUUGAAGGUCAACUUCGAUGGAUCUUUUAAGCAAGGUUCUGGAGGUGCUGGCUUUAUUGUUAGAGAUCAUAUGGGUGAAGUGCUAUAUGCUGGUUGUAGGACUUUUCCUGCGGAGUCCGUUCCCCAAGUCGAACUUCGUGCAGCUUGGGAAGCUCUGCGAGUGACCGUCCAAUGUCUCCAUGGUCGGCGAGUUAUUCUGGAAGGUGACUCUGAAAUCAUCAUCUCCUGGAUUACUCAUACCUCAUCUUAUACGCAGCGUUCUUGGCCUCUUGUUAAUGAAAUUAAGCAGAUGGCGGAUUCUCUGGAAUUUUUCAAGCCAAUUCAUGUGUUUCGAGAGGGCAACGUCCCUGCGGAUUGGCUGGCAGGACAACACUGUGCUGAGGAUUAUGGGCAUGUUUCUUCUCUUCCUCCUCAGUUAGCCGCUUUAGUGCGGAGGGACUCUGUUGGUUUCCCCUACCGUCGGCCAUGUAAAUAA
Molecule: messenger RNA, 1155 nt
Organism: Elaeis guineensis (African oil palm)
Lineage: Eukaryota; Viridiplantae; Streptophyta; Magnoliopsida; Arecales; Arecaceae
Molecular function (GO): RNA-DNA hybrid ribonuclease activity; nucleic acid binding
Source: RefSeq, a predicted model, not a curated record